GCAGGACCGCUGCUGUCGAUCAGUCUUGUUUGUUUUGUUUUUGCCUCUUCUUCUUGCUGCUUUUGUUCGAUGUCGUCGUUUUUCCUUGUUCUUGCUGCAAGAAGAAGAAGAAGAGAGAAAAGCAACCACCUUCGUUGUUUGUGUGCGUGUGUGUGUGUCAUCGCACCUCCAUCUCGCACCUCUAUCGCUCGCACCCGCAGCUGUUCGAACCCCACUCCCCACCAAACCAAGCACGCCAACAAGAAGCAAGUGAGCAGACAUCGUUGACGCCAUCCACCCCGCUUGCACCUCGCGUCGUGAACACACGCAUUUGUAUCCGCGACUGCGGUUGUUCCGAGCAUCUUGGGCCUGUGACCUGUUUGCCUAUCGCACGGCCCGUUCAAGAUGGACGUGGACCCCGACGCGCUGCUGGACUUUCUCAGCGUGCCCGGAGAUGCGCAGAUGACUGCGCUGGAGCAGCUCUGCAUGCUCCUCCUCCUCUCAGACAACGUCGACCGCGUCUUCCGCCAGUUCCCGCCAUCGUCGUUUGUGCCGGCGCUGUGCAAGAUUCUUGUCAGCGACACGGCGACGCCAACUGUGCUUGAGGCCACGCUGCGCGCUCUCUCGUUUUUCCUGGACAUCUCGAUGGACUGCGUGGGCCGCAUCACCUCGUGCGAUGGCGCCAUCUCCGCCAUCUGCCGCCACCUCGAGGCUGCAGACCUCACCGACGCAAUCACAAAGGACAUGGCCAUGCAGAGCACAAAGGUGCUCGAGAUGAUCAGUAACCGCGACACGGCGGCGCUCUACCGGGCCGGUGCCCUGCGCAGCUGUCUCCACUUUGUGGUUGAGGGCCAGUCCCUUGUCUUCCUCGACGCCCUCAAAUCCGCCAUGAACGUCGUCGUCAGAUGCUGCAGCCGCAUUGAUGAGAAGGACGACUAUCUGCCGCAGGUGAUUGAGCACCUCAACACGCUGCUCGACAGCGAGCAGCCAGACCUCAGGAACACCGCCCUCCAGUGCUACGGCACACUCACAGACAAACUUUCCCGCCAAAAGGGCGACCUUGGCGCGCUGGCGACGGAGGGCACAGUGCGGUCGCUGCUGCGUCUCAUCUGCAGCACCGCCUCCACCGCAUCCGACGCCGAGCUCGAAAUUGCCCGCAUCGCCCUCAACACCCUCAACGCACUCUGGUACGGCGCAGACACGUCGCGCCACGAUGAGGACGGGCGGACGGCGCUGGAGUUGGCGCAGGCCGGCGAGCACCAGGCGUGUGCGGACAUUCUGUCCAGUCCAGAGCAACACAUGGAGGAGGCUGAGGACGAGGAGGACGAGGGCGAAGAAGAAGACGACGGCGGCGAUGGUGAUGCCGAUGCUGCGGAGAGUGAUGCAAGCUCGCCAACACGCGCGGCGGUGAUGGGAACGCACUCGAUCAUGGGCGACGGGACCCCCGACAUCAAGGAUGAGGCAGCGCGCACAUCCGACGCGCCAAACCCGCUGUUGGACCUGAGCAUGAUGUGCGCAGAGCAAGUUGUGCCGCCGCUCGCCACCGCCCUCACAAACCUCUCAUCCAUUCAGACACAGGGCAUGUUGCUGCGUGUGAUUGCGCGCUUCACUGCCCAUCUCUCACAGGAGGACCUCUCAAACUUCAUCCAAUACGGACACAACUUUUCGCUGGAGAUGAUUCUUGAUCCGCUGCCGGAGAUUCUCGAGAGCGACGACGGCCAGGCCAUGCUCGCAGCCGUCACCAUCGUCAAGCAUCUUGUUGAGAAGAACGUCCCAUCUGCUCGAAAUGACAUUCUCCGCCUCGGCCUCGUCGCCCGCCUGGCAACGCUGGCAGAGCGCGCGGAAGCUCUUGCAAAGGAGACAAAGCCCCAGGAAUCAGAGGAGACAAUUGAGCCUGGCAUGAAGCUUGAGGCUGUGGACCGCAAGAACCCUGGCCUCGUGUGCGUGGCCACCAUCCUUGAAAUUGACAACAGCCGGCCAGACUGCCUCCACAUCCGCUUUGACGGGUGGACCGACAGGUACGACUAUUGGGCAGACCCGACGUCAACAGACCUGCGCCCCGUCGGCUGGUGCGAGCACAACUCCCACACGCUGCAGAUCCCGCGUGGAUACUCGAAGCGAUUUGACUGGCAGCAGUACCUGCGGGAGACAAACGCAAAGGCGGCGCCGGCACACCUUCUCGCAACCGUCCAUGUGCACGGCGGCCAGGCCAAGAAGCUGCGCGAGGCGCUGACAAAGGCCAAGGCGCUGUACGACAAGCACUUUGGGGCCAAUGCGGUUGAACGCGACGUUGUGCGGCGGCUGCGAGAAAUCUCCACCAUGCUGGUGACGCUUGUUCGCUCCACGCCAAACGCCUGCGUGACGCCGACAACACACGCGUCGCUGGACUUUGCCGUGGACGAACGCCAGGGCGCGUCGACAGCGAAGAACAACAGCAACGCCACGGCAGGGACCCCCACAGGCAGUGGCAGCAGCAGCAACAACCCACACCCAGAGACAGAGGAUGUGCCCAUUGUGGGGCUGCAGCGGCAGCUGUCAUCCGGCAGCCAGCUUGCUCUUCAGCGCAAGCAGGACAUGGUGCACUGCCUUGUCAAGCUGUCUGAGCUGCUGGUGUCGGACAAGUCCAUCUCGUCAUAUGAGCUGUGUCGCAGCAAGUUUGACGAAAGUCUGCUCAUGUUCCUGACACACGUCACCCGCCGCGCCUCCGUCUCCCGCGCCGACGGACACACAGACCUCGAGAUGCGGCGUGUGCUGUUCCGCCAAGUGUUUGGUGUCCAGCCGAGCAAGACAGACAAUCCUGCCGCGCUUCUCGUGCGCAAGCUCCUCUCCGUCGUCGAGCACACAGAGGCGCUUCCGGUCUUCCAAUUCUCAAAGACGACGAAAGACACGCUGGAGGUGAUGAACCGGGCGCUGACGUUGGAGGUACAGCGACAUCCAAACUCGCGCGAGCUCAAGUGCUUGGACGGCAACACGCUGCGCGUCGAGCCCCUCACCACCGUGCAGCAGCUGCUUGACUUCCUCAAGCCGCGCACGAAGAAGAAGUGGUACGACUACCAACGGCAGAAGCUGUCGUUCUUCAAACGCAUUCGCGACGGGGAGAAGGUCACGUGCAAGUACGAGAGUGACUUUGACCAGAACGGCGUGGUGUACUGGAUUGGCACCAACGGGCGCCGUGAGUCCUCGUGGGUGAACCCCUCGGAGACGCACCUCAUCUACAUCACGACGCACAUUGGCCGCGAGCUGCCGUUUGGACGCGUGCGCGAUAUUGUUUCUCGCGACUCUUCUCCACGAAACUGUCACACCAACAACAACAAGUCUGGCUGGGUGUCGAUUGACCUUGGCCUGCUGAUCAAACCAUCGCACUACACCCUUCGCCACGCCACGGGCUAUUCCUCUUCAGCCCUCCGCACUUGGUCUCUUGAGGGCUCUGACAACGGCAAGGAGUGGUUCACCCUGCGUGAACACGAGAAGGACGAGCACCUGCGCUCCCCCGGCGACACACACACGUGGGAGAUCACAACGGCGCCACCCCGCCCCGUGUGCAUGUUCCGCAUCAAGCAGAAAGGGCCGGACUCUGACGGAAAGAACCACUACAUCUCCAUCAGCGGCUUUGAGGUGUACGGGGAGAUUGUCGGCGUGAGCAAGCGCUCGUUCGACAAAGCCCUGCGCCAGGAGGUGUUGCAGCGGCAGCGGCAGCUGGAGAAACUUCGCCGCUCCGCCGAUGUCAUCCAGCCAGGCGUGCGAGUUAAGCGCGGGCGCGACUGGAAGUGGGGCGACCAGGACGGCAACCCACCAGGCCCCGGCACGGUGACAAGCACGGUGAAGCAGGGCUGGGUGGACGUUGAGUGGGAUGACGGCGGCGUCAACUCGUAUCGCAUGGGAAAUGACGGCAAAUACGACCUCGAGCUCAUUAGCGACGAGGAGCGACAGAUGGACGAGGAAGAGGACACAGCCGAGCGCACGGCCGCGUCAAAGAAGAAGAAGAAGAAACGUGAAGAGGCGCCAGCAAAGGCCGGCGAAGCCAUGGACGUCAACAGCGACGAUGUGGAUGACGAUGAUCAUGACGGUGAUGAUGAUGACGAUGAUGGCGAUGACGACAAGGAUGGUGGCAACGCCACCUCCACCGGCACUGUCGCAACGGCUGGCUCGAGCGAGGCGGAGCGCGUGCGCGCGUCCCUGCGGGCGGUGGCAGGCGACAUCCUCACCUCUGACGAAGAUGAAUCAGAUGAUGACGAUGACGAUGAUGACGACGACGAUGACGAUGAUGAUGAUGAUGAGGUUGAGGAGGAGGACAACAUGUUUACAUCAUCGCAAUCGCGCGCCAUGUUUGACCUCGAGCACUACCUUGGUCGGGACGAGCUGUAUCACAGGCGCGGACCGGUUGCUGCGUUUCUGCGCCGGCGCCGCCACCGGGAGGCGUCUGUGUCGUCGUCGACGUGGGACAGCUCCACCACGCUCAAGCGCCAGUACUCCGCACUCGUCCCGGCGUACGACCCGCGCCCGGGCCACUCAAACCCGCCAGCGACGGUGGAUCUUCACGUCCCGGGGCCAGACACGCACGUGUCGCUGCCAACGCCGCAGCAGAACAAGCAGCAAGACCCGUUUGUGCUGUAUCUCAUGAAGGAUCCUGAGAAGGGACUGCAGGCGGACAACUUGGCCAAGCUCGACCCAUCCUGCACCAUCCUCCGCCAGAUUCAGCGCCACUGCUUUGACGCAAACAACUGGAAGCCCACGGAUGUGUGGGGAAAGCGGUUCAAGAUUGUCUACUCCAACAACAAGCCCACGCCAAAGCGCAAGGUGUCAUCUCAGAGUGAUGCGCGCGGGCCGAAGCAAGUCACCUUUGACGCGCAGCUUACCGAGGCCUUGUCAAAGGAGGUGAGCAAGCGGCACACGGACAGCUCGCUGUCGCUGCUCGAGGUGCUGUUUGACAUGACGCAAGCUGUUGGCGGUGACGAGAGCGAGGAUGCAGCCGCAUACCUCGACGCCACCUGCCGCACGAUGCUGCGCGCCACGGAGGAGAUUGUGUUCGCCAUCGAGAAGGCCGAGUUUGUGAGCAGGAAGCUCACGAGCAAACUGCAGCGGCAAAUGGCGGAUCCGCUUGCGCUUGUGAGCGGGGCGUUGCCGUCGUGGUGCGAGACGCUGGCUCGUUCGUGCCCCGUGCUGUUCCCCUUUGAGGCGCGGAAGCAGUUCUUCUCCGCCCGCGCGUUUGGCAUUUCCCGGUCCAUCGUCUGGGUGCAGGAGAAGCGCGAGGCAGCAACGCGCCGCGGGCAGAAUGUGAGCGGGAACGAGCCCCCACCACAGGAGUAUCAGGUCGGCCGCCAGAAGCACGAGCGUGUCACCGUUCCGCGCAGCGAAGACAAGCUGUUUUCGUGGGCGCGCAACGUGCUGCUGACGCAGGCGUCGCACAAGAGCGUGCUUGAGAUUGAGUUCAAGGAUGAGCCCGCCACGGGUCUGGGGCCCUCGCUCGAGUUCUACAGUCUUGUGUGUGCGGAGUUUCAGCGCAAGGACUAUGCCAUGUGGCUGUGCGACGACCACUUGGGCACCGCCACCACGACACGCGACCUCGGCCACGGAGCCAAGCCGCCCGGGUUCUACGUGCGGCGGCCCGCGGGUCUGUUCCCAGCGCCGUAUCCAGAGGAGAAGCUGCCGGCAGAGGUCGAGAGCAAGUUUGAGCUCCUCGGCGUCUUCCUCGCAAAGGCCAUGCAGGACCACCGCCUCGUUGACAUGCCGCUGUCGACGGCCAUGCUGAAGAUCAUGCGGGGACAGGAGCUGGACAUGCAGGACCUGGCUGUGGUUGCACCGGACCUCUUUUCCACCAUCAAGGCGCUGCAUGAGGUGGCCGCACGCAAGCGCGCCAUUGAUGCGGAGUUUGACGUGCAGGAGGACCGGGAGCGCGCGUACGAGAAGCUCACCGUUGUUUUUGGCGAAACGGAGUGCAAGGUGGAUGACCUUGGACUGUACAUGGUCUAUCUCCCGCCAUCACGCGUCUUUGGAUUGGAAGAGUACCCACUUUGCGUGAGUGAGUUGUGUGUGUGUGUGUGUGUGUGUGUGUGUGUGUGUGUGUUUAUGAUGAGUCUGGGUUUCACAUUUGCGCAAACUACCCUCACCCCGUUCACCCAUCCACCUCUUAUCCUGCUUGUGCUGUGUGGCGAGCAGGCGAUUGAGUGGACGUUUGAUGAGCUGUUGGCAUCGACGGAGGCAAAGCACGGUUAUUCCAAGGAUCAUCCAAACUACCUUGCCUUCCUCUCCCUUCUCGUCGAAUUCACAGCCGAGGAGCGCAAGCGGUUCCUGCUGUUUGCGACGGGGUCGCCGUCCCUCCCGCCCGGCGGCUUGCAGAACCUGCACCCGCACUUCACCAUCGUGCGCAAGGGCAUGGAUGACGCCCCUGCAGACGACACCUACCCAUCCGUCAACACGUGCGUGCACUACGUUAAGCUGCCCAUUUAUUCGUCCAAGGAAGUUAUGAAGAAGCGGCUUCUGACCGCCAUGCAGAGUACAGGCUUCCAUCUCAACUAA
Molecule: messenger RNA, 6495 nt
Organism: Salpingoeca rosetta
Lineage: Eukaryota; Choanoflagellata; Craspedida; Salpingoecidae
Exons: 36
Coding region: 385-6495 (2036 amino acids)
Biological process (GO): proteasome-mediated ubiquitin-dependent protein catabolic process; regulation of DNA-templated transcription; protein polyubiquitination
Cellular component (GO): nuclear speck; nucleus
Molecular function (GO): ubiquitin protein ligase activity; metal ion binding
Source: RefSeq, a predicted model, not a curated record